Molecule: messenger RNA, 1309 nt
Organism: Suricata suricatta (meerkat)
Lineage: Eukaryota; Metazoa; Chordata; Mammalia; Carnivora; Herpestidae
Gene: FAM180B
Product: family with sequence similarity 180 member B
Exons: 3
Coding region: 41-646 (201 amino acids)
Source: RefSeq, a predicted model, not a curated record
CCUGCAGUGGAAAGUCAGAGCUGUGGUGUGUGGCAGGCGGAUGCAGGAGCAGAGAACAGCUGGGGAGAGAAAGACUCGGAGGACGUGGUGGGGCACAGCUAGGACGAUGCAGUUCCUGGACUGGCUAGUAGUAGCCAUUUGCCUUCUCCCUGGGGUAACUACAACCCAGCACUAUCCAGGGCAGCCCAUGGACAGAGCCAGCGUGGGAGGUGGCCUGCAGGAGCCAGAGGCCCCGGAAGUGAUGUUUGAGCUGCUCUGGGCUGGGCUGGAGCUGGAUGUCCUAGGGCAGCUGCACAUCCAGGACGAGGAACUGGCGUCCACACGCCCGGGCCGCCGACUCAGGCUCCUCCUGCAGCACCACGUGCCCAGUGACUUGGAGGGCGCUAAGCAGCGGCUGCAGCUGUUCCAGGACCUGCGGAAAGGGCCUCCUCUUAGCCCUUGGGACUUUGAACACCUGCUCCUUACAAGCCUGUCCUGUGUCUACCGGCUCCAUAAGGCUAGUGAGGCUGAGGAAAGAGGUCGCUGGGUCCAGGUCUUUGCCCUACUGGCACAGGAAACACUCUGGGACCUAUGCAAGGGCUUCUGCCCCCAGGGGCAGCCCCCUUCUCUGGGGCCCUGGGCCUUGAUCCUUGACCCUUUUCCCUGACCCUCCCAACUCCUACCCCAUGCUAGACCCACCCUGGGCAGUGGCUUCCAUAUGGCACUUAGUUCCUUCCACUGUGUUCAGGUCUGUGGCCUUGGCUUGUACCCUGGAACCCAGUUUACUCCUCCCCCAUUUUCUUCCCUGAGUCUUGGCAGGCUAAGAGCCUGGGUCUCAGGCAGCAAGCACAGACUUUGUGGUGUGUGUGUGUUGGGGUCAAGGUUGAGAAGUGUGUUCAAGAGAUGCUGAAAAAGAAGCUGCCCCCAAGAAGGUCAAGUUAGAUGCUCCCACUCCUACCCUGGCAGUCUGUAACAAGUCCUGUGGAAUCUACAGGAACCUUGUGAAUACUCGGCAGCCAGUCCUAAUAUAACCCCUUUUAAGGCCAACCAAUGCUUUGGAGUCCCUGAGCCCCAAGUUCCCCAUUUGGACUAGCACAGCCUGGACAUCUUUAGUUCCGUCUGUUGGAGAAGGAGUGGAGGAAAGCAGGUGGAGAAACAUUACCUUUUCUGGAGGGGGCAGGUGGAGACAGGCCAGAGGAUGGUUUUGGGUUCAUCUCAACACGGCUCAAAUGAACACCUCAGAGUGAGGCUGCGAGGGCAGAGACAAGCUGAGGCUGGCUGGUGUGGUCCUGAUCCUGUGUAGCUGUCCCAUUAAAUGUUCUGUCCUGGC